Messenger RNA from Cooperia oncophora, 639 nucleotides. The record is from the annotation of a GenBank genome assembly. Lineage: Eukaryota; Metazoa; Nematoda; Chromadorea; Rhabditida; Trichostrongylidae.
CUGGCUGACUCCGACAGCGAUCUCUAUAAGAAUUUCAACAUUGUCAUAUCGGAACGAUGGCAAAACGAAAUUGCAGAGACUAUUUUCGAGUCACAAUGGAAAUUCAGUGCAAAUCAGGAUGCCGACAAAGCUGAGACCAAGAAGCGAUCGAAGCAAAAGGCAAAAAUGAAUGUUGACGAGAAAGAUUCUGAUGUAAUUGUUCAUGGCUAUAUCAAGAAGCUCGGUGGUCCGUUCACAUCAGCAUGGCAAACUCGAUAUGGCAAACUCUACCCGUCGCGACUUGAACUUUACCCAGAAUCUUUGAGUGGAAAGCCAGAGCUGGUGUUCAUGGAUCAAAUUGAAGACGUUUGCGCUGACUUACAUACGGUCAAGGGAGAGAACGCUAUUGUGGUGAAAUUACGGGAUGGAUUCAAAGAGCCAAGAAUUAGCUUGACGAAUUCGGAUGAGAUCUCACUGAAGGAAUGGCACACUUCACUGCGAACCGCACACAAGGUUUCAUCGGAGCUACUGCAACGAAUGGGACGAAAGGCGAUCAAGAUCUAUGGCGUUAACCACGACCCGAUGCUUAGCGAGACAGAUCGACCUGCUUCUGUCUCCAAGUACAUGAAUCGAGCCUCGAGUGUCGAUUCAACUGUUUGA